Camellia sinensis is the source of this 1821-nucleotide messenger RNA. The record is from RefSeq and is a predicted model, not a curated record. NCBI's taxonomy places the organism in Eukaryota, Viridiplantae, Streptophyta, Magnoliopsida, Ericales, Theaceae.
GGACAGGGUGCUUGUGACUUCAUUCAAUCAUUGGAUGCUACUAGUAGUCAUCCAGAUAAAAGUGUUAUUUCUCAGUCUACAUUGACCAACUGUCAUGACAGUAGCCCCUCAAGCAGUGACUUAGUUGAGGAUGGGGAUUUCAGCCAACAAGGGAUGGAUGUUGUGUCACAUGUAGUGAACAGUUCUGAACAUCCUCAAAAGUUGGGGGCAAUGUUUGAAAUUUCUAAGAGAGAUAAAGUGAAGCUGAUGGAUUUUCAGGCCCAAGAAGAGACGCCAGAUGAGCCUAUGCGAAAGCAUUGUAAACGGCAACGACAUGAGGCUCCAGAAAUUGAUGGUUUCAUCCUUGAUUCAACAAGUUAUUGUUCUGACAUGCCACAGUCAAAAUCAGGAGACCCUACAACUACGAAGGCACUCCGGGCGUCUACUAUAACAUCUGAGGUUUUGAUUCAUCAAAGGCAAGUGGAGUUUUUGUCAGAGAUUUCUUUUGCCAGAGCUUCUUUGUCAGAAGGUUCUACUUACUACCACAAUGAUUUUGCCUUGCCUACGACCACAGUGGCCCUGACAGAUAAUUGUUUGAAGGGAACGGUCGUAUGUCAAAUUUUAGGGUUUAAUGUUAAGGGCUGGUGUGGACGGCUUGUGUUUUCCCCAUCUCGAUGCCUGAUAUUUCCUGCUCCUAAGCCUUUCUUUUGUUGUGUUUUCCCUGCAUUUGAUCCCAUUUUUGUCCCUCAAGAUGUCGACACAUUUGAUGCUGAAGCACCAAACAUUGCAAUGCCGAGUCUGUCACCUGCUCAAUCUAACAAAUCAUCUUUGCUUACUCCUCCUGGUCAGCCUUUAGGUUCUUCUCUUUCGGGGCCAUCAGGUCUCAGCCCUCCUUCCAAAAUUUUACAAGGAAACAUCAUGACAAAUUCAAUUGUUGAGGUAUUCAAGCAGGCUGCAGUGCGCCUUCAAGAUGAUCUUCUCAAUGUUUUGAAGUCCAAGGAUUUUCAUGAUCAUGAGUCUAUGAUCCUAGAGGCCUGUUCUAUUUUUGGUGCUCUAGAUGCUCUGUUUGUUGAUUCUCAACCCUUUAAAGAACAAGUGGAGGAAUUUAUUGGUUGUGCAGCAUCACUUGCUAAAGUAGAAUUGUCUAUUAACAAUGACCGCUCUGCACAGGAGCUUGUUAUCAUGUACGAACGCAAAAAACGACAGUUGGAAGAUAUUUCUCGUCGUCAUGCUGAGACUCGGGCUGCUUUAGAAGCUUCUAAUGAGCACCAUCAAUCCCUUCAAAAAGAGGCCUCCCGUGUCAAGGAUGAGCUUUUACGUAUAGAGGAGCAAUUGUCUUCUUGUGAGGGUGAGAAGAUGAAGAUAGGGAAUCGCUUGGAUCAAAUCACUGACGACAUGUUGAAUUCUGAGGCAAGUUUACAAGUUGCAUUUGGUGAGGCAGAAGCUGCUAUGAAACUUUGUCAACAGAGGGAAGCAGAAAGGAAUGUUGCAAAGGAAGCCUUUGAGAAGGCGAGGUCCAACCUGCGACGAAGCUUGUGAGUGUGUUGAUUUAAAUUUGGUUGUAUACUCUCUCUCUCUCUCUCUCUGACUUUAGGUAUGCCCAUGCCCUUUAAUUAUGUGUCUAAUGAUAAAGACUUGUUCCUUUAUUUAUGGUUGCACCUCUUAUUUAUCUUGAGCUCUUUUAAUCUGGUUUUUAUGGUGAGCAGUGACUUUCAAUUCCCUUGUUAACAAGGUUUGUAAGGUGUACUUAGUUAACAUCUCAAACUUUCUCCAAUUGGAGCCAGUGGCUAUGUUUCUAUUAGGAUUUGUCAAGGGCAAUGAAAAGGGUGAGCAUUAUGGCCA